Chrysochloris asiatica (Cape golden mole) is the source of this 1341-nucleotide messenger RNA. It is a transcript of the gene GPN1, whose product is annotated as GPN-loop GTPase 1. Bases 54 to 1178 code for a protein of 374 amino acids. The transcript has 14 exons. The record is from RefSeq and is a predicted model, not a curated record. Gene Ontology annotation, molecular function: GTPase activity; ATP hydrolysis activity. NCBI's taxonomy places the organism in Eukaryota, Metazoa, Chordata, Mammalia, Afrosoricida, Chrysochloridae.
UCUCUCUAGUCACACGGCGACUCUAUCGUAGAGUGGGCGGACCUAGGAGAAAGAUGGCGGCCUCCGCAGCUUCUUCUGAUCCACAGGCUUCAGGGGGUCCUCAGCCUCCCGUGUGUCUGUUGGUGUUGGGAAUGGCGGGAUCCGGAAAAACCACUUUUGUACAGAGGCUUACAGGACACUUGCAUAGCCAAGGCUCUCCACCUUAUGUGAUCAACCUGGACCCAGCUGUGCAUCAAGUUCCUUUCCCUGCCAACAUAGAUAUUUGUGACACUGUGAAGUAUAAAGAAGUCAUGAAACAAUAUGGACUUGGACCCAAUGGUGGCAUAGUGACCUCACUCAAUCUCUUUGCUACCAGAUUUGAUCAGGUGAUGAAAUUUAUUGAGAAGGCCCAGAACAUGUCUAAAUAUGUCUUGAUUGAUACACCUGGACAGAUUGAAGUAUUUACCUGGUCAGCUUCUGGGACAAUCAUCACUGAGGCCCUAGCAUCCUCAUUUCCAACAGUUGUCAUCUAUGUAAUGGACACCUCACGAAGUACCAACCCAGUGACCUUCAUGUCCAAUAUGCUCUAUGCAUGCAGCAUCUUGUAUAAAACCAAGCUGCCUUUCAUUGUGGUCAUGAACAAAACUGACAUCAUUGAUCACAGUUUCGCAGUGGAGUGGAUGCAGGAUUUUGAGGCUUUCCAAGAUGCCCUGAAUCAAGAGACUACAUAUGUCAGUAACCUGACUCGUUCCAUGAGCUUGGUGUUGGAUGAGUUUUACAGUUCACUCAGGGUGGUGGGUGUCUCUGCUGUUCUGGGUACAGGCUUAGAUGACUUUUUUGUGCAAGUUUCCAGUGCUGCAGAAGAAUAUGAAAGGGAAUAUCGUCCUGAGUAUGAACGUCUGAAGAAAUCAUUGGCCAGUGCACAGAGUCAGCAGCAGAAAGAACAGCUGGAGCGCCUUCGGAAAGACAUGGGCUCUGUGACCUUGGACACUGGGACUGCCCCAGACAGCUUAUCUCCUGUCAUGGACCCUUCUGACUUGAUCCUGACCAGAGGAACCUUGGAUGAAGAGGAUGAGGAAGCAGAUAGUGAUACUGAUGAUAUUGACCACAGAGUUACAGAGGAAAGCCAUGAAGAGCCAGCAUUCCAGAAUUUUAUGCAAGAGUCAAUGGCACAGUACUGGAAGAGAAACAACAAAUAGGAGAGACUUGGAAACUUCAGUUGCUUCUUGAAGUCCAAAAUUGUAUAACUCUGUAUGAAGGAAAUACCCUUACUACUCUGACUGUGGGCUACCAUAAAGGACAAUUUUCUUCAGAGUAGCAGAGGUCCCUUAUUAGAGAAAUCUCAUGACUCAGAUGAAGCCA